This is a messenger RNA of Trachemys scripta elegans, 1698 nucleotides long. RefSeq names its product leukocyte elastase inhibitor-like. The transcript has 8 exons. Lineage: Eukaryota; Metazoa; Chordata; Testudines; Emydidae. The record is from RefSeq and is a predicted model, not a curated record. Gene Ontology annotation, molecular function: serine-type endopeptidase inhibitor activity. Gene Ontology annotation, biological process: negative regulation of endopeptidase activity. The coding region runs from base 64 to 1329 and encodes 421 amino acids.
ACUGCUCGGAGCUCACUUACUCAGCAGACAAGAAGCAGACAAGAAGCCCACUGUGACUUCACAAUGGGCUCCAUUUCUCAAGCAAUUAAUGAACUGGGCCUUGAUCUUUACAAUGAACUGAACAAAAAUGCUGCAGACAAAAACAUCUUCUUCUCCCCUAUGAGUAUCUCUACUGGCCUGGUCAUGGUCCUGUUGGGUGCCAGAGGUAACACUGCUACUCAGAUGCAAGAGGUUCUUCAUUUGAAUAGAGCUGCAGGAAGUGCAAAUCUUGGAACUAGGCCUGUCUCUGAAAGUGGGACAACAGAAGCUGAGCCAGAAUAUCUCAAUGAAGGGCAAUAUCAUCAACUUCCUCAAUUCCCAAAGCCUUCUCCUUCACGAUGUGACUUGGUUGGAGGAAUCCACACAGAAUUCCAGACACUCCUUUCCCAACUGAAAAAUCUCAACAAGAGCUAUGUAUUGAGUCUGGCCAACAGUCUGUUUGCACAAAAAGGGUAUAAUUUUCACCAGCAAUAUUUAGAAUGCACUAAGGAAUUAUAUGGAGCAAUGCUGCAAACAGUUGAUUUUAAAAGUGCUACGGAAGCAGCCAGACAGACGAUAAAUUCCUGGGUUGAAAGCAAGACACAAGGUAAAAUCAGGGAACUCUUUGUUCCUGGUAUUAUUGACCCAACCGCUGUGCUGGUGCUAGUGAAUGCAAUCUACUUCAAAGCAACCUGGGAAUACAAGUUUGAAGAAAAACACACAAUGCUAAGAGACUUUAGGAUAAACCAGAAUGAGAGCAAAUCUGUGCAGAUGAUGUAUCAGAAAGACAGAUUUAAAAUUGCCCACAUACAGGAGAUGAAUGCUCAGAUUCUUAUGAUCCCAUAUGCUGGAAAAUCACUGAAUAUGAUCAUACUGCUACCCGAUGACACCACUGGUCUGGAACAGGUUGAAAGGGCAAUGACUUAUGAGAAAUUAACACGCUGGACUUCCUUGGAAAGUAUGAGAGAUAGGGAAGUGGAGGUGUAUUUGCCCCGGUUCAAACUUGAAGACACCUUUGAGCUCGACAUACCUUUACAAGAGAUGGGGAUGAUUGAUGUCUUUAAGGAAUCAAAAGCUGAUCUCUCUGGAAUGGCUCCCUCACGGAAGCUGUUUCUGUCAAAGGUUGUCCACAAGGCCUAUGUGGAAGUUAAUGAGGAAGGCACUUUGGCAGCAGCUGCUACAGGAAGUGUUGCUGUUAACAGAUCCCAUCUAUCUGGUGAUCUGUUUAUGGCUGACCAUCCUUUCCUUUUCUUUAUCCAGCACAAUCCCACCAAUACCAUACUCUUCCUUGGAAAACUCUGCUCUCCUUGAAAUCAAGGCAAUUUUCUACCUCAGCAAGCACAACAGAUUAUAUUAUAUUCUUCUACCCUGAAAUACUGGGACAGGUUUAUUUUCUUAGUGCUUUUAUAAUCCUUUGAAAUAACAAGCUAGGAAUUUUGGUGAUAGCUUUCUAGACCCCUUCCAUAGAGAGGAGAGAAUUAGGGUCCAUAUCAGGGGCACAGGCCACUCCCACAAAGCAGAAUCCCUUUCACUAACAUAGGUCGGCAGUUCAGACUGAGCUCAAACUCAAGAAGUACUUGGCAUAGCACCUUCAUGCUUCUGAUCAGGGCAUUUAGGAAGUGCGGGGCCCAAUUUGAACAUUUUAGGCGGGGCCCCGACAUGGAUGAUUAAAAAAAAAAA